Messenger RNA from Panonychus citri (citrus red mite), 837 nucleotides. RefSeq lists its product as uncharacterized. The record is from RefSeq and is a predicted model, not a curated record. Bases 1 to 837 code for a protein of 278 amino acids. The transcript is spliced from 2 exons. Lineage: Eukaryota; Metazoa; Arthropoda; Arachnida; Trombidiformes; Tetranychidae.
AUGAACCAAGUCUUUCCACCUGGAAUUAUACGUGAAUUUUCUGAUUCAAAUCCUAUUCAAGCGAAAUUGGUCUAUUAUCGGGAUCCAUUUUGGAUGCCGUUUAUUGUUCCAGGAAAAGAAGGUUUUCACCAUGACAUUUUGAAUAGAAUUUCGAAUGUUUCUAAGUUUAUCAAUAUGGAGGCAUCGCAUUGCUUCGUUGGACGCCAUGUUCUUAUCAAAGAUCGAAGAAUUCAUCCAGAUGGGCAUCCAAUUAAAAGAGGAAUCAUUAAAAGACUACCAUCAUCAAACAAUGGCACAUAUUGUAUUUAUACAUUGGAUUUUGGUAUAAAAAUUCCAGUUGAAUUGAGGUGCAUUCACAAAAUUGGUGAAGAUCUGAUUUCAAUUCCACCUACGCUUUUCAAUGCGCGGUUGAUGGGGAUUAAGCCAAUCAGUAAAUUUACAUUUCUAAGAGGAAAUGUUACGAAUGCAUAUUUUGUUAUGAAAGAAUUAGAUUCUGCAGCGAAUAUUUUUGUUUAUAUUAGACGAUGUUAUACAUUGAAUGAUGGAACUAUUUACGUUCAGGUCAUUUCAACUAAAAAUGGAUUUCGAGUUGAUUGGGCAGCGGAAAUGAUUAUUUGUCGAACUUCGUUAAAAUAUUAUGAAAAUUAUGGAUGUUUCCGUUCAGAUCAAAAUUAUUGUUAUACCUUUCAUUUCUUAAAUCAAUACUUUGACAAAACUAUUAAUAAAUGUUACCGCAUCCAUGAUUGUCCUUUCUGUGGAAAUCAGCAUCGUUUGAUUUAUUGUGGCUCGUAUCAAAAAGCUGACCAAAAUUUGAUUAACCUAGAAAAUCGCAUUUAA